AUCUACUGUCUUUAUCUUAACCGAAGGAAUAAUUUCCUUAUGACUGAACACAAACAUGACUUCUGCCUCAAACAAAGCAGACUCAAAACUUAAUUCUGUUUCCAAGUAUUUGUAGUAACUAAUCUUUCCUAGUCAUCUUACUGAAUCUGUGAGGACAGAUUAUUAAACUGUAGACAUGAUCUUUAAUUCAAAGAGAUAGUAAAAUUCAGUCACCUUGCAAGCAGUGGGUUACUCCUUAUCUAAGCAAACUGCUUCUGAGAUCCUAUGCUAUUAUGUCAUAUAUUUUACAGUUUUGAAAAUGCAGCUUUACUAUGCCUCAUUUGCACAAUAGGAUGCCAGUGUCUGGUUUAACUUUGACUGAUGUCCCUUGUGAGCCUGAAGAUCUGAAUCAUGUUCAGAAUGUAUAGCUGUUCUAGUACUGCUCCAUGUGGUACAGCAACUUUGCUGCUCUGUUGGGAGAGAAAAAAAUCUUGAUGGGAAAUAAGCCAACAAACUAUGGGAAAACAAGUUAAUUUAUCCUGUCAAUUUGUAUUGCAUUGCUACAAGGAGAUGAAGUAUAUGUAUCUGUUGCUUUUAUAUCUUCUGUACUUUUUGAUGUGCUAUCUGGAUAGCAACAGAAAAUUAAAGGCUUCUUUCACUGAAGUCAAAUACAGGAAACAGUCUAUCUUACCCAUUUUAUGGCAUACACUGUGAUUACCAGUAACUAGCUAAAACAGGCAGGGAAAGGCUACAAUAUGGUUUCUGUGGAAAUAAAAACAAAUUUUCAAAUUUAGUUUAUAAAAAGUCAUGAGCUGCUGACCUUGAGUAAAUAGGGAGCAUCUCUCUGGUUUGUCAGACAUCUACUCUGUGAUGUGUGUGAUGUUAGGUUAGCGAAAUAGUGUUAUCUAGAGGCUUUAGAACAGGUGUUUGAUCCUUAAUUAAAUGCAAUACUUUUUACUGAAAUGUUUAUAAUACAAAAUGAAGUCCAAUUCUCAAAAGCCUUGAACAACUAUGAGGAGUGUGGCUCUUGUUCUACAGAAGUAGCUUCCAGCAAGUUAUCUUCAGUUACUGUUGUCAGCCAAGCAACUGGCUGCCUUCCAUUGGCUUGGAAAAAAAUGGUGUUUUUUCCAGUACUGCUGAUAUUAAAUACCAGAGGCUUUGUAAGGUGUGACAAUUAUUAUCUUGGUACCAAAUACUUCAACUGGAGAAAUGCUUUGGAAUAUCUUUAAACGUUUUAGCUCUCUUAUACCAUUGCUUUUAAGGUGUCUGGUACCAUCAUAUGUAAGUGUGAAAUUGUUAGCUUCUGUCAUCAUGUGCCAUAAAAUUGGGGAAGAAAUGAAGUUAUGCAGCAUGAAGGUCAUCAAAACAAACUUUCUUGAUGCCUUGACAAAGGCAUCAUUAUGAAAUAGUGUACUGAGGUAGCAUGUCAUCUGACUUGCUUUAUUUUUAAGAGUCGGGGUGUAAGAUGUCCUUGGAUGACAUCCUAAUCAAAUGUAAUUUCCUGAGAGUCUUUGAAAGUGGUAUCAGUAUGUUAUGUGUGAUUUUUUUUUUUUUAACUUUAUCAUGAAUUAAAAAUUUUUUGAUGCUUUUUUCACAGACGGUUUUACGUGAGGAAGUCAUUCUUUGUUGUCUUUGGGUUCAAGUAGCCAGCCAUGCUCUUAAAAUGGCUAGAGGAGAUGAUGGCUUACAGUCGUCUGAGUUUCAUCAGAGAUGCUUGCAUAUUGCUUUUUUCUCUAAAACUAAAUAGAGACAAACUGUUUUGGAAAAACGUUCUUGUUAAAGCUCAGAGAUAGCUUCAUAGUUCAGGGUUUUCUGAACGCGUAGAACUUGAAAAAGGUAAGGAAAUAGAUUUGCCAUGACCGUUGCAAUUAAACUGUGUUGCUGACAAGGUAUUAGACCGCUAUGAUAGUGGUAAUCAAGGAACCAGGAAGACUUGGAAAUAAUAUUUUGUGUGUAAACUUAAGCGUGGAGUCUUUUAGUUAGCUACUCAAUAGGUAGCUAAUCUGAUCUCUGUGAGCUUAUUCUUGCUAUAAUAAAUCAUGUUUAUUAUCUUUACUCUUACCCAACCCUCGAUCACAGAUGACGCAGUGGUGCAAUGAGGUUUUUAAUAAGAUUCAUGCAUGCAAACUCUCCAGUCUGUCUUGGGAUGCUUAGCAUUGGAUACUGCAGAGAAGAGGUCUUAGGUUCUUUUUAAUCACUGUCGUCUUGAUUCCAGCUCCAAUACCAGUACAUUCCCCUCAAAGAAGCACUAGAAAUCAUGCCUUGCUGGAGGCUGCAGGACCAAGCCAUGUGGCAAUUAAUGCCAUCUCUGCCAACAUGGACUCUUUUUCUAGCAGUCGGACAGCUGCCCUUAAGAAGCAGCCAAGUCACAUGGAAGCUGCUCAUUUUGGAGACUUAGGCAGAUCGUGUCUGAAUUAUCAGGCCCAAGAGACCAAAUCAAGCCUUUCAAAGACCCUUGAGCAAGUUUUGCAGGACAAUGUAGCCCUCCCUUAUUUUAUCCAGUUUAUGGAACUACGUAGAAUGGAACACUUGGUUAAAUUUUGGUUAGAGGCCGAAAGCUUUCACUCCACAACGUGGUCCCGCAUAAGAGCACAUAGCCUGAACACAGUUAAGCAGAGUUCAUUGGCAGAGCCAGUGUCACCCUCAAAACAGCAGGAAAUCACGUCGUCUUCUCCACUUGGAUUGCUUGAAGAGAGACUGGAGGAUUCUCGCACAGUCCAUCUGCUCAGGACCAAGUCGGUGGCUCCAGACGAGAGCGACAGAACUAGCAACAGCCAGAACCACGUGCUGUCAGGUCAGGAGAGUGAUAAUGCCAGUGUUCUUUGCCUGAGAAAAUCUGAGACAGGGACCCAUUCUGUUCCAGCUGAUCAGCAAGAAUCUUCCAAGCUUACAGUAUCAAAUAGAAACAGCCCCUCCUCUGCACUAAAGGACUUGUCAGGAAAACUAAUGAAAAGUAUAGAACGGGAUGCGGUUAGUACUUUUACCAAAUAUAUUUCUCCAGAUGCUGCUAAACCAAUACCAAUUACGGAGGCAAUGCGAAAUGAUAUAGUUGCAAAGAUUUGUGGGGAAGAUGGACAAGUGGACCCUAACUGUUUUGUUACAGCGCAGUCAAUAGUGUUUAGUGCAAUGGAACAAGAGCACUUUAGUGAAUUUUUGCGAAGUCAUCAUUUCUGUAAAUAUCAGAUUGAGGUGCUGACUAGCGGGACUGUUUAUCUGGCUGACAUACUUUUCUGUGAAUCGGCCCUGUUUUAUUUCUCCGAGUACAUGGAAAAGGAAGACGCAGUUAACGUAUUGCAGUUCUGGUUGGCAGCAGAUAACUUCCAGUCUCAACUUGCUGCCAAAGAAGGCCAAUAUGAUGGGCAAGAGGCACAGAACGAUGCUAUGAUCUUAUAUGACAAAUACUUCUCCCUUCAAGCCACGCAUCCUCUUGGGUUUGAUGACUCUGUGAGGCUAGAGAUUGAAUCCAACAUCUGCAGGGAAGGUGGUCCCCUCCCUAACUGUUUCACUACUCCCUUACGGCAGGCCUGGACCACCAUGGAGACGGUUUUUUUACCUGGUUUCUUGUCCAGUAACCUUUAUUACAAAUACUUGAAUGAUCUCAUCCAUUCAGUACGAGGAGAUGAAUUUCCAGGAGGGAAUAUUGCACUGAGUAUUCAAGGCCCCAGUAGCUCUCCUGAUAGCGAUUCCCAGAUAGGAGGCCCUGAUGGCUCUACUUCCCAGUCCAAUGUCAAAAAGGCUAAUGUUAAAAUCCUGAAAAAUUUUGAUGAAGCAAUAAUUGUAGAUGCUGCAAGUCUGGAUCCAGAAUCUUUAUAUCAACGAACAUAUGCAGGGAAGAUGACAUUUGGACGAGUCAGUGAUCUGGGACAGUUCAUCAGAGAGUCUGAACCAGAGCCUGAUGUCAAGAAAUCAAAAGGGUCCAUGUUUUCACAAGCAAUGAAGAAAUGGGUUCAAGGAAACACGGAUGAGGCUCAAGAAGAGAUGGCUUGGAGGAUAGCAAAGAUGAUAGUCAAUGACGUUAUGCAGCAGGCACAAUGUGAGCAGCAUUUGGAGAAAGUUACAAAGGUAAGAGGGUAGGAAGCCUGUGUGCCUUUAUUGUCUGACUUUGGCUGAACUGUGGGAGGAGCAGAGCUUUUGCUUGUUUUCCUGCUGCAUCUGAAACCCACGCUACAGUAUGAGUUCAGACUGUAGUAGCGUGGCAGGAUUUCCAGAAGGGUUGGAAGCGUUUCAGCCUGUGUGAUAGGAAGUUCCUGAGAGAUACCUGUAGUGGUGCACCUGUACGAGACUUAAAAUUGGCUUUGUUCCUUUACAGUCCUUAUAAGCUGCCUUAUUAGUUAAAAGGGUGAUUUAUAGUGCAGGAUCAAUACUGUAAUUUCUUAUUUGAGUUUACCCUUGCUAUUUCAUGUUAAUAAAUGCUAGUAUAUUUGCCUGAAGUCACACUAAAACUUACUUAAGAGCUAGAAAGUUGUCUUGUUGGGUGCGCUAAAUUUACACUGUGCUAUGUCUAUACUGUUAAAAAAAAAAAAAAAAAAAAGUAGCCCUGUUGAUAGGCUGGCACUUUAGCAUUAUACAUUGAUGCUUAGUGACUUUGCUGUUGUAAAAGUCUGUGUUCUGUGUUACAAAACAGUUGUGAUGCAAUAGUUACAUUUUGUGAAGUAAUGAAGACAGCAGUUUACCAAGUUAAUAUCUGGUACUUGCAGCUUUCAGACGUCUCUAACAUCAAUUACAAAAAAGAAAAAAAGAAACUUGCACUUUUUCAAUUAAUGAAAGUAAACAUGUACCAAAACCCAGUGAUAGGCCUGGGCUAAUGGGUCCAUAAUUUCACUAUGUGACUGUUUUCCUUUCCCCAGAGCAGUUAUAUUUAAAAGACUUGUAUGAUAAUUUCGCUUAAUAGCUUGACUGCAAAUGAUAUAAUUCCAGCCUGGCUGGUUGAAAAGGUCACUCAGCACAGUAUUUAGAAAUAUCAAGUGGUUGCACGUGCUCUGGAUUCAAUUAAGCAAGUAUAAUUACAGUAAUGGAAAGGUUGAGGUUUGUUGUGUGGGGUGUGUGGCUUUGAGGGGUUCUCCCCCUCCCAAACUCAUCAGCUUACCUGGCCUCAACGUUGGCAAACACAAAAUGUCUUUCUACUGAGCGGUUGCCUUGUGUGUUGUAGGGUGAAAUGAACUCUAACCCUAUUUUUCCC
This is a messenger RNA of Struthio camelus australis, 5158 nucleotides long. The record is from RefSeq and is a predicted model, not a curated record. Lineage: Eukaryota; Metazoa; Chordata; Aves; Struthioniformes; Struthionidae.